UGCCCCAGCAAUGAUUUACCAGGCAGGGGGAGGCUCCCAGCCUCCGCCCCUUGGACCUUGGAGCCAGGCCCUGGCUCUGCUGUGGCUCCUCUCCAUCAGGAAUGUUUUCCCUGUGGUCAUGGCUGCCUGGGCUGACGUGGGGCUGGGCGCUGCUGGAUGCUCUGCUGCAAGGUGAGAGCCCCCGGGGUCCAUGGGGACAGCUUGGGUACAGCUCAGGGACACUGGUGACCUGCUGCUGCCUUUUCCCUGCAGGGCUGGUGGGUGCCUGCGCCGUCUCGGUGCUCUGCAGCCUCCUGAAGGUUUAUCUUUACAUCCAGUGCCUGAAUGACCCGGAGGGGCAGGCGGAGAAGGAGGCGAUGCGGGCGCAGCGGCGGGUGCUGGAGCCACUGCAUGUGCUGGUGCUGACGGGGCUGCUGGCGCUGGUGGGCUCCCGCGUGGCUGCACUGGUGGUGCUGGAGUUCUCCCUGCGUGCAGUGUCCACCCUGCUCUCCCUCAGCAAGGGCUCCCACAGCACCCAGCUCUACCUGCAGUGCCAGUACUCACUGGGCUGUGGCGUGUCCUGCGGCCUCAGCUUCCUGCUGGAAGGGGCUCCCCAUGGCACCUGCAACCUGGCGCUGGCGGCAGGGCUGGCAGGGCUGCUGGCCUGCGGUGCACGGCGCCUGGCGCGGCACGUCUGCACCCUGUAUGAGCUGCACAGCCCCGCACAGUACUGCGGUGUCUGCAUCCUCCUGCUCAGCACCGGGCACCGCAUCCCGCGCCUGCUGCGCCGGGCGCUGGCCAUCACCUUCACCGUGGCUGACCUGGCUGCCGUGGCCCUCAUCAACCGGGAUUUCCUGUCCACGGGGGAGGCCGUGCGCUUCUGGACACCACUCACCAUCUGCUACACGCUGCUGAUCGUCUACAUGCAAGAGGAGCCGCAGCAGAGCAGCGGGAGGCGGCCGGUGUUCCAGACGGUGCUGGUGCGGAUGGGAGGCCUCUUCAUCCUCCUCCUCACUGUUGGUCAUUGGGUUGACAUCUUCCACAUCCUCGUCUCGCUGUUGGGAGAACUGUGGUGCCUGUUCCAUGCCCGUGUCCUGCUGGAGGCGUGCUGGAGGCAGGACUUCGCUCAGCAUUCUCGGUUGGACAGGCAGCCAAGAUCGGGAUCAGAGGAGGCAUCCUGAUGGACACAGGGUGUAACUGGGCAUCAGAGACUCAAAGUGGCUUUGCCUGGCUCCCCAAAACACUUACACCCCCCCAAAUCCUCCCCAUCACAGAUCCCCCAUGGGGACGAAGGGAAAAGGGCUCCUGGAAGGUGCUGGACCCCAUCCCACAGGGUGGGGGAGGUCAGGGGGAGGCUCUCGUAUCCCCUGAUUUUAGGGGGAUCCCAUGAGGUUGUGGCACUGCUGGGGAUUGGCUCCCUGGUCCCACUGUGGGUCUGGGAUGCUGACGGAUGCUCCGGCCCUGGUGGCUGCAGGAUCACACUGUGGCAGUUCAGGGGCCUCCAAGGGCUUGUAAACCUCGGGAAAUAAAGGUUUUUCCAGCAAAA
Melopsittacus undulatus (budgerigar) is the source of this 1525-nucleotide messenger RNA. RefSeq names its product transmembrane protein 82 (gene TMEM82). Bases 102 to 1160 code for a protein of 352 amino acids. The transcript is spliced from 5 exons. The record is from RefSeq and is a predicted model, not a curated record. NCBI's taxonomy places the organism in Eukaryota, Metazoa, Chordata, Aves, Psittaciformes, Psittaculidae.